CUUCAAGCAGGAAAAAGCGCCAACUUGUGUUGCGCCGUCAGAGUAGUCAAACACCCAUGUUAAGCGAAAAAGAGAACAAAUGUGUUCAACUGGGGUGCUAUAUUAUACAUAAAGCUGGAAUGGCUGGCUUAGUGGGGGUCGCUGUUGCAGCUGAGUAGAAAACGAUCACUGGGAAUCCGGCUGUGAAGAUGCCAGGCCUGCAGGGAGAUAAUGUGGCCACGCAGGGGAGCCCCGUAAAGAGGAGUAAACUUUCCCUGAAGUUUUUUCAGAAGAAAGAAACCAAACGGGCUCUGGACUUCUCUGAAGCUCAGACAGAAGAGCCCAAAACGACAGAAUCAGAAGAACCUGAGGGAAGCAGUGAACAAGUGGUGUAUGGUCCACUUCCGGCUUCACCCAGCAACCCAUUGCCACGUGAGAAGAAGGAGAACUUGUUGCCCUUUGUUGGGCUCAAUAACCUCGGCAACACUUGCUAUUUGAACAGUGUGUUACAGGUUCUCCAUUAUUGCCCGGGCUUCAGAGAAGGUAUAAAGACGCUCUAUGAUCUGUCCAAAUGUCAGGAGAAUCCAAAGGAAGGGGCAGUUGAAAGUGAGAAGACACAAUCUAAGUCGUCAGAUUGUUCUUCUGAGCCUCUGCCGGCUGCCGUUGAGCUCCUGGGAAGCCUCAACAGUCUGAUAACAUCUGUAGAGGAGCGGCAGUCCAACUUCCUGCUCAACCCUGAGAGCUUCUCUGAAGGAGAGCUGGCCACUCCGCCCUGUACAGUUCUGCAUACGCUCAGGCAGCUGAACCCCAUGUAUGAAGGCCACCUCCAACAUGAUGCUCAGGAGGUUCUGCAGUGCAUAUUGGGAUACAUCCAGGAGGCCUGUGACACCAUCAGAAAGGAACGUGAGGAAGAAAGUGAAACCGAUGUUGGAAAAGUGAAUAUGGGGAACGACAGCUGCUCUGAGGCCCAAUCCACACUAAACACUGAGGAAGACGGUCAAGUCACCGGCAAGAGGAAGAGUGACACAGAGGUGGGAAACGUGAAGAAGAAGCCCAAGUCUGGCAAAUCUAAGAAAGGAGAAACUGGAGAGGAAAACAACACAAGCAAACCCUUCACUCGCUCCAAGAGGAAGUCCUCCAGUGACACGACGUUCACUCAAAAUAAGACCGGAGCGGAGGUCAAAGAGGGGGGAAACGAAGAGGAGAAAGACCAAAAGCAACCUAAAACCAUGGAUGGGAAGCGGAAGAAGAGAACGAAGCUGAGCUGGCUGAGAGCGUCUGGGAAGCAGCCCGGAAUUUUCUCGAAGUUCUGCAGCGUUGGAAAGAUCAGCUCCACAACAGGAAAGAACAACAAGGCAGAGCAGGAGAACCAACAGAGGGACAAGGAAAACGAAUCUCCACCAACUGAACACAAGAACACAGAGAAACAUAAAGGGAGUCUGGGCCUGAUGGAGCGGCUGUUCCAGGGCCAGCUAGUUCUGAGGACUCGAUGUCUGGAAUGUGAGAGCUUCACGGAGAGAAGGGAAGACUUCCAUGACAUCAGCGUCCCAGUGCUGGAUGACCAAGCCAGCAGCCCAGACGACUUCUCAGAGGUCUCUCCAGAGCCUAAACCCGAGCUGAGGACUCUGAAGUGGGCCAUCGCUCAGUUUGCCUCAGUGGAGCGCAUCGUUGGAGAAGACAAAUACUUCUGUGAGACCUGCCAUCACUACACAGAAGCUGAGAGAAGUCUUCUGUUUGACAAAACCCCUGAAGUGAUCACGAUUCAUCUGAAGCGCUUCUCUGCCAACAGCUUAGAGUUGGACCCAUACGCAGGCCUCUCCAAAGUAAACACUCCCCUACACACACCUUUGACUUUGUCUCUGGAGGAGUGGUGCACCAAACCCUCCUCUGCUAAAGGCCAGCUCUACCAGCUCUUUGCCGUGGUCAUGCACAGCGGCGUGACCAUCAGCAGCGGCCACUACACCUCCUUCAUCCGGAUGUCCAGCCUGAAAGACGAGAAGCUUUGCCUGGACGAUCAAAAAGAAACAGACUUGAAAAAGGAAAGGAAAGAGGACGCUCAGAAAGACGGAGUGGUGGACUACGAUGACGGGGAGGUGUCUUUUAGCCAGAAGAGGCGCGCUAGUUUGGGUAACUCUAAGUCAGCCGGCAAAAAGCCAUCAGAGGGUGUGGGACUCUUGGGAGGACAGAGGAGUUUGCCAAACUGUGAACUGGGAAAUGACAGCAAACGCUCAGAGAAGGCGGGCGGCAGCUCUGCAGCCGAGGGCUCCAAACGGAGGAAGAGCACCAACGGCUCCAAGCACAACGCCGGCGCCGGACUGAUGAAAGAGCCAGAGGCCGCAGAAGAGACGCCGCAGACUUCCUCUGCCGGGAGGGCAUCUGCAGAGCAACGGCCUUUGAGCGACCUUCUGAAAUACGAGGGCAAAUGGCUCCUGUUUGACGACUCUGAGGUGUGUUUAUUCGAGGAGGACGACUUCCUGCGAGCGUGCUCUCCUGAGACCUGCUCAUCAUCGACUCCCUACCUGUUGUUUUAUAAAAAGAUCCCCGAAGACCAACUCCUGGAUAAAUAGAAAGCUGCCCAGAUUUGAAAUGUGUAUUUUUGUAGUUCUUUAGUGCCAAAAUAAGUUUUCCUGUGAUCUUUCUUUAAAGACGGGGACUUUUUGAGCCAGAGGGCUGCAAAUGCUGGUUUUUCCACAUAUCAGGGAUGAAUAAGGAUUUGUUCUUACUGUCUGCACAGGAAUGAAUCAAUGUUAUUUAUCCCCUCACUUAUUCUUUUGCUAUUUUGGGGGGAAACAAAGCACUUUGGGCUGAGAAGGGUUAGAAAUAAACAAUUAAUAAUGGCUCUUUGCCAAAAUCUUUUUUUUUUUUUUUUUUACAGGUAAUAGUUUUAGAAUUGUCCUUGUCACCUUUUUUUUCCAGGAAAACAGGGAUUUUUUUAUAGAGUUUUUGGUAAAAAUCACUUCUUAAAUAAACUUUUAUAUCAUUAUAUAUAUAUCAUACAUGUUUAUACACAAAAAAAUUCCUUAUUACUGUUAUUUCCACAACAGUUUUAGGCCUGGGAUAUAAAUGUGCAGCUAUAGAUCCGCAUAGCCACAGAUGUUUAAGGAGUAUUUGAUGCAACAGCCUGAAAUGACCUUUAGAUGACAGUUUUAAAGCCGGCUCUCUUCUGAAUAUCAGAUGCUUUUUAAACUCAACAUAAAUCAUGUCUUCAAAUCAAUAACUUAAUGCAGAUGUUUUGAAAGAGGUCCGUUUAAGACUAAAACUGCUUUAUCUUGGUUGUUAUGAUCAUCUUUCUACAAAAAUAUUCCAGAGUCCCUUUGUGUAAAUGUUUUGUUUCUAUUGCAGGAAAUUCCCACUAAAACAUUUGUAACACAGUUCUGACAGGAAACCUGGCUGUUAUUGUAAAAGUGUAACAGUUUGUUUGCGUUUUGUUUCACUGUGAGACUUUUCUGAUGUAAAAGCAGCUUAAAAAGGUUUUUAUAAACUGUCAAUUCCAAAAAUA
This is a messenger RNA of Oryzias latipes (Japanese medaka), 3478 nucleotides long. RefSeq names its product ubiquitin specific peptidase 1 (gene usp1). Gene Ontology annotation, cellular component: nucleus; cytosol. NCBI's taxonomy places the organism in Eukaryota, Metazoa, Chordata, Actinopteri, Beloniformes, Adrianichthyidae. The record is from RefSeq and is a predicted model, not a curated record. Gene Ontology annotation, biological process: protein deubiquitination; regulation of DNA repair. Gene Ontology annotation, molecular function: cysteine-type deubiquitinase activity; cysteine-type endopeptidase activity.